AUGCGGAAUCGACCCUAUCCAGUGUGCUCAGGGAAGGGAAGCACAAAAGUUGCGCGUGACAUCGCGCCAACUCGCACGUAUCGUCCCGCGCCCGAGAUGUUUUCGUCCUUCUCGCCGUCGGCCGAGGCGCACCGCCUGGUCUUCCACCACCCUCUCAACCUCACCAUCAGGCCCGUGGAGCACACGGCCUCCUCUCGUCGAACCGCCGACUGCUCGGCCGGCGUCGUGCACCCGAGCAUCCGUUCAAACGCCGUCGAGGCCAUCGGCGCUCCCCAGCACACAGUGUUCCUGCACCUCAAACUGAGCAGACCCUCUGCAAACGGCGAGCCGAGCGAUACGCUGCGAGCGGCGCGGCAGCUCAGCAGCACGGCGGUGGUGCGCCUCAGCCGCUCAGAGGACGACGGCAGGAAGCGCGGCAACAGCACGUGCCCCCGCCGCGCCGGCAGCAUGUGGGAUCGCUUCGCCAUCAUGAGCGUAGACCAUGCGGUGUGCUGGUCAAUGAUGGUCGAGCAUGAGGCCGCGACCUCGCAAGCGUUUGCUCUGUUCGUCAAGCUGCGCCCCGAUCUGCAGCUAUGCUCACCACUACCAUCCUGGCGCACGCUUGCGGGCGCGCGCGGGUUGCUUACGUGGGCAACCGGCCCCGACACGAAUAACAAGGUGCAUGACAUGCUGGGCAUCAUGCCGCGCUCGGUCGCAGCUCUGUACUUCAACGCCCAUCCGGAAGUCGAGGCCUGCGUGCCGCGAGAAGCGUACGCACCCUUCUGCCCACCAAAGUACAUGGCCCGGAGCGGCGGGGCGCGCGCGGACGUGCCGCCCGAGUGCCUGCUCAACCGUUUUCUCCGUCGGAGAGGGGUGGUUCCGAACGAUACGCUGGGCAGCCAGCGAGUGUGCUUGUGGCUUGAUCCAUCGACCGUGCGCUUCUGCGACACUGCGUCGGCGCGAAGCUGCGCGCACUCGUGGACGCUGCGCCCACGGAUUUUGUGGCCCCGGCUAAAGAGCAUGCUGGAGCUGGAGCUGCGCCAUCGAUUUCCUCACAAUUUCACGCCGAGCUGA
Messenger RNA from Emiliania huxleyi CCMP1516, 1053 nucleotides. RefSeq lists its product as hypothetical. Lineage: Eukaryota; Haptophyta; Isochrysidales; Noelaerhabdaceae. The record is from RefSeq and is a predicted model, not a curated record. The transcript is spliced from 2 exons. The coding region runs from base 1 to 1053 and encodes 350 amino acids.